This is a messenger RNA of Penicillium salamii, 375 nucleotides long. NCBI's taxonomy places the organism in Eukaryota, Fungi, Ascomycota, Eurotiomycetes, Eurotiales, Aspergillaceae. The record is from the annotation of a GenBank genome assembly.
AUGUCGCGCUCUUUGCUAUCAUCAACUGCCACCCGCUGGCUCGCUCAAAGUCAGACUUGCCGGCUCUUCUCAACUUCCCGCGCUUUACGUCUCUCCGCAUUCCCCGAUGGCGAACUCAUUUCUCGACGCUCACGCCCGGUUGCAAGUGGCACACCUCUCCUGGGUUGUUUCUCCAAUUCUAUCUCCCCCUACACUCGUCAACGCUUUGCCAACUUUUCUUCAACUUCCAUUCGCCCGGCGACCAAGGUCACGCAAAACCCCAGAACCGGAGACGAUGGAGAGCCUCUUACGAUUGGUAUCUCACCACGAGCUAUAGAGGUGAGUUUAUACUCGGUUCUUUCUCAGCCCCAUUGCCAGCGUUUCAUGUCCGAUUGA